Messenger RNA from Mya arenaria, 2489 nucleotides. RefSeq names its product steryl-sulfatase-like. The coding region runs from base 151 to 1839 and encodes 562 amino acids. NCBI's taxonomy places the organism in Eukaryota, Metazoa, Mollusca, Bivalvia, Myida, Myidae. The transcript is spliced from 6 exons. The record is from RefSeq and is a predicted model, not a curated record. Gene Ontology annotation, molecular function: arylsulfatase activity.
AACACGUAUGGAUAAAGGGAAAACGUAACACAAGCUUUGAAUGUAAAUAGGGAAUUUAUUAACGUUAUAUAUCUACGGAGUAUAUGCGCAUAGAGGGGACUGGCCAUUUAGAACAGACCACCAUAACCUCACACGGCCUCUUCUUGAAAAAUGAUCCUUCGAGUCCUACUUCUUGUGGCGCUAAUUAGCGUCACGUUGGCGCGCAAAGCACCCAACAUCCUGAUCCUGGUAGCUGACGACAUGGGCUACGGCGACCUUGGUUGCUAUGGCAAUACAACUGUACGGACACCCAAUAUGGACAGCAUCGCGGCGGACGGCAUCAAGCUUACUCAGCACCUGACGGCCGCUAGCACGUGCACGCCUAGUCGGGCGGCGCUACUUACCGGACGCUACCCCGUUAGAACAGGCAUGGCGCCACAGGGCAUAAUGCGGGUGAACCUAUGGCCGUACUCGCGCUCCGGACUUCCUGAGUCAGAGGUCACCUUCGCCGAGAUCACAGCCCAGGCCGGUUAUAGGAACGGCUUCAUCGGAAAGUGGCACAUGGGGCUACACCGUGACAACGACGGCGAUAAUAAGCACCACCCACUCAACCAGGGUUUCAACUACUUCUACGGGCUUAUCGGCACCAACCUGGAUGACUUCGGACACGAGUAUCGCGUCAUCACCAUGAUCCGUCCCCACUGGUAUGGGCAGCUGAUUUCCGUCUGGGGCGUGACAACGAUCGCCCUCUGGUGCCUUAUGAAGUUCGGCUACUUCCGGGUCACCACGUUCUUAGCGUUAUUUCUAUUGUGGACGGCCCCAAUCUAUUUUACGUACUUCCUUAUGGAUAACAUGGAGCUGUUUUGUAGUGUGUUGUAUAGGAAUUAUGAUUUGGUUGAACAGCCAAUCAGAUUGGCGGGACUGAGCCAGCGUUUUGUGCACGAGGGUCUCGAGUUUAUGCGGAACGCUACUGAUACCGGUGAGCCGUUUCUGCUAGUGAUGUCAUGGGUGCAUAUGCACGUGGCGAUUAAGACAGCGAAACAGUUCCAGGGGAAAAGCCCACUCGGUCGCUAUGGCGACGGAAUGGAGGAGCUAGAUUGGUCGGUCGGGGAGAUUAUGAAGGGUUUGAAGGACGCAGGUGUUGAGGACAAUACGCUGGUGUAUUUCACGUCCGAUAACGGUGGCCAUCUUGAACUAGGAACGGACGGAGGCUACAAUGGGAAACUGAAAGGCGGAAAAUCUCACGGCGCCGUCGACGGCGGGAUUCGGGUCCCGGGGAUGGUAAAGUGGCCGGGCCACAUCAGACCGGGUUCCGUCACCGACGAGCCGACAUUUCAGAUGGAUGUAGUUCCUCUCAUCUCCCACGUGACCGGCGUCGCCUUGCCGACGGACAGGAAGUACGACGGCAAGAAUAUGAUGCCAUUACUGACAGGGGAGAUCACUCAAUCCCCUCAUGAAUUCAUGUUCCAUUACUGCGGCAAUAAACUCCAUGCGGUCAGAUACCGGCCGGGUUCAGGGUCGCGGACAUGGAAGUACGUUACACACGAACCUCAACUGCUCCCUGGCAAAAGCACCUGCAGAUUCAUCUGCAGCUGUACUAACGCCGUUACCUUGACAACACCAAAGUUAUAUGACGUCACUUCCGAUCCGGGUGAAACGUCACCGAUAGACGCGCAGAGCGAAACUUAUACAGAUAUAUCAGAAUUGAUUCAAAAAGCUGUUAUCGAUCAUAAAUCUUCCUUAGAUCCAGUGGAAAGUCAGUUUAGCUGGUUUAAGCUAUUGCCACAAAUAAGAUGGCAACCGUGUUGCAAUGGGUCGUUUCCCUUUAACUGUGAUUGCCAGGAUCCAAAAUUUAGCUGAAGGCAUUGAUCACAAACUUAAUUCCAGAGCAAAAAAAAUGUAUACUUGAGUAAUUGUUAAAAAAAUAAAAUUGUACUUAUUACAAAUACAUUUUUGGCUGUAGAAUAUUUUUCCCUUGAAAUCUUGACCAAAGGUAAAAAUCAACAUAUUACAUGAUAGAACUCCUUUUCAAAUGUGUAAAAUCGUAUUUUAUUUUGAAUAACUUUUAAUGAUGUGUGGUAAAAUGAGUUGAGACUGUGAAUGAGAUUUGAUUUAAGUUUUUUUUCGUGAUAUUGGGGCCAGAUAAAAUACUCGUGAAUUUUUUUCACAUUUGUUAUUUUAAUUUAUGCCAUUUCUUAUAGACUUUUGUUAUCUUCAAUGGAACGUUCCCUUUCAUUGUGAAUGCAAGGAUCCAAGACUUAGAUGAGCACAUUGAUAAAAUAUCUUGAUAGAUAAAAUGAUCGUGACAAUUUACUUUUUUCAGAUGUGUUAUGUUUAUUUAUUAAUAUUAUAAGAAGUAUCAUAUCGAUAAAAAAGGACAUGUUUUAUCUGUAUUAGAAUGUUUUCCUUUAGUUGUGAUUACAAGGGUCAAACAUUUAAUUGAAGGUAUACUAUGCUUGUUUCAAUUGUGUGUGUUUCUUUCAGAUUUGUUAUGUUUAGUUAUAAAUAUU